ACAUACCUUUUCAUUGCUAUUAAAAUGAUCAGAACAAUUUACUUGCUUCAAACAACAGCAAAUUUUGUUGUCAUUAAAUUUUAAAAGUUAAAAUCCAGAGAGUAAUAACAAUUUACUUAAAGAAACAAAAUAUUUUUAUGGAUUUUGUUGAUUUAGCGUUGCAUCAACUUAAAUACACCGUUGGAUAGUUGCUUGUUUUUAUAAACGAUGUAUUCGAUUAUUAUUAUGCUUGCAUGGUGUACUUUUACAGCAGCCGUUCCUAAUAAAAGAGAUUAUAACUUCAAACCACGUUUCUUGAAAGAUCGUAUAAGUAUUAGUGAACCUGAGAACACUAGUCCAGAAAAAGUUAUAAAAGACAUAAGUGAAAUUGUAAUUGACGACGAAGGUGAUAAAUUAACUUACGCACUUGAUAAUAAAGGAAAAAGCAUAUGCACAAUUGGCAGUAGUGAUGGUAAACUUAGGUUUAAAGAAAAACCUGAUAGAGAAAUUUGUUCUGAGUAUGAAUUCAAGAUUUUAGUAUCUGAUGAUUUUGAAGGUGGCAUCAAUAGAGAAACACCUCUAGACGUUUAUCUUUACAUUUUAGACGAAAAUGAUAACAAACCUAUAUUUAUCAACACCCCUUAUAUUUGUCAUGUUUUGGAGACAAUACCAAUUGGCACGGAAAUAUUCCAAGUACUUGCUUCCGACAAAGACGCUGGAAAUAAUAGAAUACUUCGUUAUGUUUUUAAAGAUAAAUCAAAUGACUACUUUUUCCUACACCCAAACAGUGGAAUUAUAACUUUGACUAAAUCACUUGAUCAUGAAACUAACAAAGUUCAUACUCUAAUUGUUGAGGCACAGGACGAAGGUUUAGAAAAACAAACGACUGAAACAACAGUAAUUGUAAAUGUCGGAGAUGUCGGAGAUAACAAACCUUAUUUUAUAUUACAGCAAUAUGAUAAAGAAAUUGAAGAAAAUUUACCAAAAGGUACAAAAGUCGCUGCUCUUGUCGCAGUUGAUGGUGAUUCAUCGUUAAAAAACAAAAUUAACUACGAGAUUAUUGCAGGGGAUGAGUAUGGCUUAUUUUUUAUUGAUAGAAACACUGGUGUAAUCACAGUUGAAGGUCAUCUUGAUCGUGAGUAUUAUUCUGAGUUCAAACUACGCGUGAAAGCUUAUGAAGUUGAAGAAAUUCACUCGUUUAAUACAAUUGACUUAAAAAUAAAACUUGUUGACUUAAAUGAUAACUUCCCGAAGUUUGAACAAAAUGAGUACAUUGUAAAUGUACAGAAGGAUCAGGCUCACCCCCAAACUAUUAUCAGCGAUAAUAUAAGGGCUGUCGAUGAAGACGCAACAAUUAAAAACAAUCAUCUGUUUUAUUGGAUCGAAGAACAGGAUGAUAAUGACAAGCUUUUUGAUGUUUUAUCAGACAGAGGAACAUUGAUGUUAAAAAAAAACUUGGAAAAUCUGAGUCGGGAUAUUUUUAAAUUUAAGAUGUAUGCUACAGAAGAUCAAUCCGACGAACAUUAUUACGCUGUUGCAAAUGUAACUGUUCGAUUAAUACGAGAUCAAAAAAUUACAAAUCAGGAAUUUCAGAAAAGUUCAUCAAAUCAUUUAUCUACUGCAUAUACAAUCUUUUUUAUAAUAUUAUUUUAUUUUUGUAUUCUUGGAUAAUGGUAUACUCUUCAAAUAUUGAGCACGACAAAGAAACGUAGUAAAAAUAUUUUUAGAUAAUGCUAGAAAAAACAUUCAGCAUUUCAAUAAACUUUACAACACUUCAUAAUAGAAAUUUUUUAAAUUUGUUUACUAUAUUGUUUUUUGCAUAUUAUUUUCCUUCCGUUCAUUUUAUAAAGUUUGCUAAAUAUUUUCGUAACAACUUUCAAUAAUGUUCAUACUUAUAAAUUAUUAACUUAUUAAGGAAUUUAUUAUUUAAAUAAUAUUUUGUAA
This is a messenger RNA of Hydra vulgaris (swiftwater hydra), 1923 nucleotides long. Its product is annotated as cadherin EGF LAG seven-pass G-type receptor 2. The record is from RefSeq and is a predicted model, not a curated record. Gene Ontology annotation, cellular component: adherens junction; plasma membrane; catenin complex. Gene Ontology annotation, molecular function: cadherin binding; calcium ion binding. Gene Ontology annotation, biological process: cell-cell junction assembly; calcium-dependent cell-cell adhesion; homophilic cell-cell adhesion. NCBI's taxonomy places the organism in Eukaryota, Metazoa, Cnidaria, Hydrozoa, Anthoathecata, Hydridae.